AUAACUUUACGCUGAGAAGCCGUCGGUGGCGCAGACCUUUCUGGUUAUGUCCCGGUCUCGGCAGGGGCGCAGGUUUAGUCUGCAGCGGCGAGACCAGGUCUGGGAAUGACUACCCAGAAAUGUAGGAAAAUUAGAACAAGGCGGCUCCCGCCUUUUGGUGAUAACGAAGUUAGCCCAACAGGUUACACCGCUCUGAUUUCUUUGGCAGCGUUCGUAUCCUACAAGUGUCUACACGUGGGACCUGGCUGUCUAUAAACUCUACCCAUUUCUGUUCAAAUAUCUAGAACCUGAUACAAUAUACUUAUAUAUAAAAUUGUUGCAAUAUUCCCAAGUGUAUGUACGACAGACCCACCCGAGCCGACCCCUGGCAGGGGUUAAACAAAUCAAAAGGACAGUCCAGAGACGACCUGGCCGGCUCCUCUCCCCGGCGCGCUGACCCCGUCGACACCAACACGUCCCGCCCCCCUCGCUGGAACGCGCACUCAUGCCCACCAGCUCCACUCACCCCAUAUAUCCCAACCAGGGGAGGUGCGGCGAAGUAAUUGUGACCAGCCCGCGCGCUUUAUACCUGAGCACGUCCCGAACGCGACGACUCUCCGGCAGGGGGAAAGGAGAACCUGAGCGGAUUAAUUCCCGGGUAUCGGAGAGCACGGGGGCAUCAUUGGUAGACGGCGCUUGCAGUGAUUAGUCGUUCGUCGUGUCAGGGAGACAGAUAUAAGCCGCGACCAUGCGGACUCGGACCGUCUUGUUGCUACUCUUUGCUGUGGGAGGGGUGAUCGCUCUUGGCCUGAGCAAACCCUUGAGGAAAUCCCUGAGAAAAAGGGACUUGGACACAAACCAGGAGAGCGGACACACGACCGGUGAGGCCGUUGCUAGGGCGGUAACGAAGGAUGACACGCCUGGGACGUCCCGGGAGGGGUCAGGUGCGGCAGACGAGGGGUCAGGUGACGCGUCUGAGGGAAGUGGGACAGAAGGAUCGGAAGAAGACGGACCAGAAGGAUCGGGAACUCUUCAGGAAGGGUCGGGAGACCCAGAAGGGUCGGGGGAAGUCUUGGAAGGGUCGGGAGACGUACUGGAAGGGUCGGGAGUUGAUCUUGAAGGUUCGGGAGAAGCACCUGAAGGAAGCGGGGCGGAGAUACACGAUGGAAAGGACACACAGGUACCUAAAGCAGAGGAGCUAGUAACUCCUGAAGAUGCGGAUGGUACAGAUCAAGAUGGAAAAGAUGGCGUGACGCCCGAGGGUGAAGAUGGUACGACGCCCGAGGGUGAAGAUGGACCGACGCCUGACGGCGAAGACGGUACAACGCCCGAGGGUGAAGACGAUGUGACGACCGAGGGUGAAGAAUUACCAACCGCCGAGACGCCCGAGGUCAAAAAAGAUGUGCCGACCGAGGGUGAAGAGGGACCAACGCCCGAUAGUGAAGAAGGUAGAACGUCCGAGGCUGAAGACGGUCCAACCCCAGAAACGACCGAGGGCGAAGAUGGACCAACGCCCGAGGGUGAAGACGGCGUGACGCCCGAGGGCGAAGACGGUUCAAUUCCAGAGAUGCCCGAGGGUGAAGACGGUACAAUACCCGAGGGUGAAGAUGGACCAACGUCCGAGGGCGAAGACGGUGCGGGGCCUGAGGCUGGGGAAGGUCCUACCCCUGAGACACCCGAGGGUGAAGGCGAUGUGACGCCCGAGGACGGUGAUGAUGAAGCAGAUGCAGAACUUCCGACGUCCGAGAGUGCAGAAGGCGUGAGCCCCGGCAGAAAGGAUGGCACAGCGUCUCAAGUUGGAGACGACACCACAUCCGGCGAAACCGUUCCAACAUCAAAGAGCGCUGAUAUUAAGGGUGAAGACGACACAGUGACGGACGAUAGUGGCAGCCCGAUGCCAACGGAUAUCAGUGCUGUAGAGCACGAUGGCAAAGCGACCGAUGGAAAAGACGCUUAUGACAUAGAAAGUCCCACGCCCACUGCUCAGCCUGAAACCGAAGACGAUGCGACCAAGGAAGAUGAAGACGACGCAGCAUCUAAGACGAAAGAAGAGAAGACUCCCGAGGCUGUGGGAACUCCAGACGUCCAUGAAGGCUCGGGUGCCGAGCCCGAAGGGUCAGCAGAGGGAGCUGAAGGAAGUGGAGUGGAGGAGGAAGGCUCCGGAGUAGAGAUGGAGGGAAGCGGCAUAGAAGGAUAUGGAGAACACGAGGGCUCCGGUGUGGAGGAGGAGUCAUCGGGAGCUGAAUUAGAAGGAAGCGGAGCAGAAACAGCUGAUGAAAAAGACGCGAAAGUUUCUGAUACAGACGGAUUGGCUCCAGAACAAGAUGAGGGUCUGACGCCCGGUGGUGACGACACAACAGCGCCCGAACCUGGAGACGGUUUGACGCCUGAGGAGGAAGACGAAUUAGAACUUAGUACCGCUUUUCCUAUUGACGGGGAAACGCCCAAGGCCGAGGAUAUAACAGCACCGGAAGACGAAAAUGGUCCUACUCCACAGACUGAUUCUACACCCCAGCCUUACGACGAGAAACCAGAGGGCCAGGAUGGCGCGCCAAGCGAAGAGAAAGACGCUGACACGACCGAGGGUGAAGAAGACGCGUUUCCGGUGGCAGAAGCCAUAAAAGUACCAGAGGGUGAAGAUGGCCCUACGCCAGAGACUUUCGAAGAUGCGACGUCACAGCCAGACGACACAACAUCUGAGGGAGAGGGUGGUGUAACAGAUGAAGGGAUAGACACCGAGACAUCCGAAGGCGAGGAAGAUGGGAUACCAAGGGCUGAAGGCAUAACAGAGCCCGAGGGCGGAGAAAGUCCUACAGCAGAGACAAUCACAGACACAACAUCCGAGCCGUCAGACGCAGACGCUGAAGGGCGAGACGCAGAGACGAUGCCUGAUGAGGACGAAUUUCCGACGCCCGAGACCAAGGUAAGCACAAGGCCUAAAGACAAAGACGAAACAAAGACUGAAGGAGAAGCUGAUUCUGCUACCAAGGAUGGAGAAGGCUCAACAGCACGCCCUGCAGAUGGUAAGGAUGGACAAGAGGCAGUGAAGGAAGAUGGGUCUGUUCCUGAUGGUCAAGAUGCAGUAACAACAGAAGCUGAGGAUGAAGAAAGUGCGACAUCUCAGCCUGAAGAUGGAGUCAGUCCCGACGAAGAGGACAGCCCGACUGUGGAGACCUCAGACGAUACAGCUACAGAAGACAAAGAUGACAAGCUAACUGAAGAUGAUACAAGGGCUGAAGACGAAGAAGGCACCGCCACAGAAGAAAAAGUCGAAACAACGCCGAAAGAAAAGGAUGAUAAGGCGCCCAAGGGAGAAGAACCUGCAGCGGUCCAUGAAGGCUCUGGCUUUGAGGAAGAGGGAUCAGCUGAAGGAAGUGGGAUAGAGGAUGAAGGAUCUGGAUUGGAAGGAAGCGGUGUGGAAGGAUCGGGAGAACACCCUGAGGGCUUGGGCGUCGAGGAAGAGGCAUCAGGAGCAGAACUAGAAGGGAGCGGAGAAGCUGCCGAUGGAAAGGACGUAAAGAAGACCGAGGUCACGAAAGGUCCCACGACGGAUGGUGACGUCAGCGUAACGCCCCAGCCUGAAGACAUCGUGAUGCCAGAUGAAGAGGAUGAACCGACGGCUUCUUCUGAAGACGGUGAGGCACCCGACACUUCAGACGAUACCACGACGGAGGGGGAAGACAAGACAAAAACUACGUCUGAAGACGACGACGUACCCGACACUACAGACGCUACUACAGUAGAUGGAGAGGAAGAAGACAUGCUUGAGGAGGAUGAACUUCCAACAUCAGAGAGUACAGAUGGCGCAAAGCCUGACAGUAAAGACUCCCAGACAACCACAGAUAAGGAAGAGGAAACACGUAAGGAUGGGGAAGUCCCGACGUCAGAAGCAGAAGAUGCUGCUAAGCCAGAGGAUGGCGACGGUAUAGAUACAAUCAUCGUGGAGACGCCCACAGAUCAAGUCGGUCCGACUCCAGCAAGUGAAGACGAUGAAACACCGGAAGACAAAGACGAGGGAGAGCCUGUUGAAGGGGAAGGACCUACGGCUGAUGACGCUACGACAGAUGACAGUGAAGAUGACGUAAUCCCAGAAGAGACAGACGACACAACACCCGAGCCGAAGGAUGCUACGACGACGGAAGGGGAGGGACCCAUAGAAAUCCCUGAAGGCUCCGGGAUCGGAGAGGAGGGUUCUGGAGUAGACCACGAAGGUUCAGGUGACAGGGAAGUAGGGUCGGGAGACAGGGAAGUAGGAUCGGGAGAAGACCUUGAAGGCUCCGGCGUCGAGGGGUCUGGGCAGGUUCAAGUGAGUCCGGACAAAAAGGAAAAAGCACCAGAACAAGAAAAAGACAGAACAGGAGAAGAAACCACCGAUGAGAAGGACGGAAAGACACCCGACAAGGAGGACGGGUUCAGCUUUGAAGACGAAGGCCCCACGGAGUCAACAGAUGUCAUCUACACAACGCUCCAGCCCGAAGAUGGUCUAGGUCCAGAGGAUGAAGACAAGUUUCCCGACGCAGUUAGAACUGUUGAUGGGGAAACCGGGGAAGAUGAAGGUCCCAUUGCAGAGCCUGACGUUGGUGAGGUCAAGGACGACAAGACAACUGAAGAUGAAGACGGUCCAACGCCGGCAGGUGAAUACAGUGUGACGCCCUUGAGUGAAGUGGGUGAAGUACCGGGUGUGGAUGACGAGGAUACGUUCGACGAGUUUCCCACUCAGGAAAGUACAGAUGUCGCCAAGCCAGACAGCAAAGACGUUGUUUCCAUACCGACAGAAGAAGACGGCGCAACACCUGAAGACACAGAAAUACCCACGGUACAGGCGGAAGAUCUUAGAGCUCCUGGCAGUGAAGAUGCUGCCAAAGAAGAUGACAGAGAUGACUCAGCACAGACAGAAGACGACGGUGUAUCACCUGAAGACAUAGACGGUCCCACUGCUGAGGAGGCAGACCUUCCCACUCCUGAGAGUGAAGAUGGUAGGAAAGCUGAGGACAGAGAGGAAGAUACAACUGGGGAAGAGGUCAGCCCGACUUCCAUUUCAGAGCCUGGCGAUAAAGAUGACACUGAACCAGAAGGCAAAGACGACACAGAGCUCAAAGAGAAGGAUGAAAAGACUCUGGAGAAGGAAGAAGCGAGUAAAAUCCACGAAGGUUCCGGUGCUGAGCCUGAGGGUUCAGCAGAAGGAAGUGGGGAGGAAGGCUCCGGAGUAGAGACGGAGGGCAGCGGUAUAGAAGGAUCCGGAGAAGAACACGAAGGCUCGGGCGUCGAAGAGGAGGCUUCCGGAGCAGAACUGGAAGGAAGCGGAGCAGAAACUGCUGAGAGAAAGGACGGAAAAAUAUCUGAAACUGGCGGUGUGCCAUCGACAGAAGAAGAAGGUGUAGCACCAGACGAUGACGCCAGCACGACGGCCGAGCCCGCAGCUGAGGUGCAGCCUGGGGAAGAAGACGGCGUGACAGCAGAAGGAGAAGAUGAGGAAACGGCCGAGGAGGAGGAUGCAACAGGCGCAAAACCGAAGGAGGAGGAUGACACCGCAGCCGAGGCGUCAGGUGAUAGGAUUCCCGAAGAAGAAGGAUCGGCAGAAGUACCUGAAGGCUCCGGAAUAGAGGAGGAGGGGUCAGCUGAAGGGAGUGGAAUAGAGGGAUCCGGAGAGGACCACGAAGGAUCAGGUGUCGAAGAGGAAGAGGCUUCCGGAGCAGAACUUGAAGGAAGCGGGGCGGGAAAAGCUGAAGCCGGUUUGAAACCUACAGACGAGGACGCCUUCCCUGAGGCGAUCAAAACUGUAGAAAAGACAGAGAAAGAUGCCGACUCUGAGGUUACAGACAAGGGUACAGAAGACGUCACCAUGGAAGAAGACGAAAUUCCAACACCCGGCGCUGACGAGGAUGGUAAACCUAAAAGCACAGACGACGUCACAAUUGAAGAAGAAGACGAAAUUCCAACAGACGCAACUGAAGACGCUGCCAAGCCGGUGGAUUCAGAUGACGUCACAGCGGAAGUGGAAGGCCCAACACCUGUUCCUGAUGACGCGGACAUACCAGAACGUACGGAUGACGUCUCACCGGAAGAAGACGAAAUUCCAACAGGUGGCCCAGAAGACGCAGACAAGACUGAAGAUACAGAUGACACCACAAGGAAAGAAGACGAAGGACCAACUCCUGGUUCAGAAGACGCUGCAACACCUGAAGACGGAGGAGACGACGUCUUCCCGACCCCCGGGACUAAAGAUGGCGCGAAGCCUGUCAGUAAAGACGACUUGAUGACAGAUGGGGAAGGUCCGACUUCAAAGCCUGAAGAUGCCGAAGACGCUGAUACAACUGGGAGGGAAGACGGGGCAAUCCCUGAGGAUGAAAUCCUUCCGACUCCAGAAAGCAUAGAAGGCGCAAAACCUGCCGAUAUUCGGACAACCGAUAGAAAAGACGAAGACAUACCUGAAGGUGAAGAUGGCCCCACACCGGAGAGUAAAGCUGAUACGCCAACAGAAGAGAAAGACAAGAAGACGUCAGAUGAAGAUGACAGCCCUACGCCUGAAAGUGAAGAUGCUAAAAGACCAGAAGGUGAAGACGACUCGACAGCGAAGGCGAAGGAUGAGACCCAGGAGAAAAAGGGCCCAACAGAGCCCCACGAAGGGUCCGGCGUAGCAGAGGAGGGAUCUGCUGAAGGCAUUGAAGGGAGUGGGGUAGAGACGACCGAAGAAGGGUCAGGCGAAGGAUCCGGAGAAGAACAUGAAGGCUCAGGUGUCGAAGAAGAAGCCUCAGGAGCAGAAAUAGAAGGAAGUGGGGCAGAAGCUCCUGAUGGAAAAGACACAACGGUGACUAAGAAAGAUGGCGUGACUUCAGAAGACGGAGAAGAAUCGAUUCCUAAGGCUGAAGAUAUUACUGUGCCUGAAGAUGAGGAGGGUCCGACGGACGUCGGUGACGUCGACGCAACACCCGAGCCUGAAGUUGGUUUAACACCUGGAGCUACAGACGGUGAGACAACCGACGAGACAAGAGAAGACAAACCUGAAGAUAAAGAUGGUGACGUGGAAAAACUUAAAGAAGAUGGUGUAACACCCGACGAAGCAGGAACUGAAGAUGGCCCAACGUCCGAUGGUAAAGAAACUGAACUAGAGGAGGAAGAGACAUCUGAGGCUGACGUCAGUCCUACUCCAGAGACUGAAGAAGACGACGGAAUGCCUGGAGAAAAGGACGGCAUUAAGACUAAGGAUGGAGACGCUCCCACAGAAGAACCGGGCGAGGAGGAUGGUACAGCAGAAGAUGCUGGUACAGAGUCACCAGGAGAUACAUCUGAUGGAGAUGAAACUACGGGUACGGAGGCACCAGGAACAGACACUGCGGCAACGAAAGGAGGCGACGACACCGCAGAGGGAGCCGGAGAAGGGGAGGUUGCUCCGGAGGAACCGGAGCCAACGGAGGGAGGAGAACCCACGGAGGAGGCACAAGGAGGAGGUUAUGCCACUGCGCCAGCGGAAGACGAAGAAGACACAUCUGAAGCCGGCGAUGCUGCCACCAAAGAAGACGACAAACCUACACCGGGUGAUGGAAAGGAGGAAUACGAAGAACCAACGGAUGUAACGGCAGAUACUACAGAGAAAUCUUUGAAACGCGACGGAGAUGCAACGGAAGGUAUCGAUAAAACUGCGGAAAGUGCCGAAGAUGCAACAAAAAGUGCCGAAGGAACACCGGAAAGCGCCGAUAGUGCAACGGAAGGUGCCGAAGAAACACCAGAGGACACAGAGGAUACAACGGAAGCUGCAGAGGAUCGGACUGAGUUAGAGGAACCUACUGUAGACUCUUCUGUUAAAGAUUCUGAAACCGACGACUCAAGACCAAAAGACAUUACAAGACCAGAUGGAAAUAAGACGAGAGAAGAUGAUGACGAUUCCGGAAUGAGCGGAGGCGUGGUACCUGAGGAUUCAGACCCCGCCGGAGAGGAGUUAGGAUCAGGGGAUGUCGGGUCGGCGGAAGGACCUGUGGAGGGUUCUGGGACGGAGGGAUCACCGCAGGGGGGCCCAGAGGAGGGGUCAGGUUUCGACCACGGGUCAGGUUUCGGGCAUGACGCGGACGGUUCUGGUUCGGGUGAUGACGCGGGGUCCGGGAUGUGGGAGGGGGAACAGCCGGUGAAUGACGGUUCCGGGGAUUUCCCUGUGCUGGAGAAGGUGUUGGAACACCUGGUGAGGCAGAACGAUGAGCUGGACCAGCAGAGCAAGUCCAUCGAAGCGCUUAAGGACUCCUACGUGAAGAAGGAAGAAGUGGCCGAAGUUGUUCAGACUCUGUUGGAUGAGAUUCUCGCCUCCGACCAGGCCCGGACCAGACGACGCAGAGCUGUAGGCCCGUCUGGCGAUGCCAGCCUGCCCUGGAACUAG
This is a messenger RNA of Branchiostoma floridae (Florida lancelet), 8344 nucleotides long. RefSeq names its product mesocentin-like. The coding region runs from base 728 to 8344 and encodes 2538 amino acids. The transcript is spliced from 5 exons. The record is from RefSeq and is a predicted model, not a curated record. Lineage: Eukaryota; Metazoa; Chordata; Leptocardii; Amphioxiformes; Branchiostomatidae.